Molecule: messenger RNA, 2415 nt
Organism: Thlaspi arvense
Lineage: Eukaryota; Viridiplantae; Streptophyta; Magnoliopsida; Brassicales; Brassicaceae
Source: the annotation of a GenBank genome assembly
GACAACGAGACCGCCGUCGUCAACAUGAUUCCACAUCUAACGCCGUCAAUGAUUUCCGUCCAUUUCCUCUCUCUCUCUCUCCCUCCCCCUCACGCGCUCUCUGUAACGCAGACCAUUCUUAGCUGUACAAGACCCUCUCUCUAGAAACAGUCAUCUCUAUCAUCUCUGUGAUUCAACAAGGAGAGAGAAGAAGAAGAAGAAGAAGGAGAAGAAGAAAACUCCUUGAUCGUCGUUGAAGCAGCAUCAUCAUCACAACUAAAUAAGAGAUUCGUCUCAGAGAAUGGCUAGUCGAGUGAAAGAAGACGAGAAAAACGAGAGGAUUAUUAGGAGUCUUCUCAAACUUCCUGAUAACAGGAGGUGUAUAAACUGUAACAGCCUUGGACCACAAUAUGUUUGCACUACUUUCUGGACUUUCGUUUGUACCAACUGCAGUGGAAUACAUCGUGAGUUUACUCAUCGCGUUAAAUCAAUAUCAAUGGCGAAAUUUACCUCACAAGAAGUCUCUGCUCUAAAAGAAGUUGGUAAUCAGCAUGCUAAGGACAUUUAUUUUAAAGGACUGGAUCAACAGAGACAGUCAGUGCCUGAUGGCAGUAAUGUAGAGAGGUUAAGGGACUUCAUCAGACAGGUGUAUGUAAAUAAAAGGUACACGAAUGACAAGAAUGAUGAAAAGCCUCCAAGAGGACCAACGGGCGAUAGUGAGACCCGAAGUUCCAGUGGGUCCCGAAGUCCACCAUACGACGAUGGUUAUGACCGUCGUUACAGCGACAGAUCAAGUCCUGGUGGGAGAAGUCCAGGGUUCGAGCCGGGUAACAGAAAAAGCCCUUCUCGUCCUGAGGUCGUGAAUGAUUGGCGCAGAGAGGAUAGAUUUGGUGGUAGAAAAAAACCAGAAGAGGAGUCACAUUCACCUGAGCAAGUCAAAGACAUGGGUUCAGCUAGCCCUCCCGUGCUUCGACCCGUUAGGGAAAUUUUGGGUGACAGUGUUAUCCCUCUUCGCGUGAUAGAGCCUCCAAAACCUCAAGUUAACCGAAAUAGCGAUGCUUCAGCACACGCAAAGCCAUCUGCAUCAUUGAGUAGUUUAUUAACCUCCACAAAUGAGAAUCCACCAGAAGUGAAGGUGGAGACUUCUAUAAGCUUGAUUGAUUUCGACGCUGAUCCCGAACCUCCUGCUCAAUCUGUUGCUAUACAACCACCGAUAUCGAACACGCCUCAUCCUCCUGCACAGCCAGCAAGUACACCUACUGAUAACUGGGCAUCUUUCGAUGUUGCGCCUAGUGCCCCUAGUUUAAACGUAUCUCAAUCACCACCACCAAGUGGAAACACGGUGGAUUCGCUUCUCUCUCAGUUAACAGCGCCUUCUUCCGCGCCAGUUCAGACAUCUACUCUACCUAGUGGACCUGUUCAUCUUGGUCAUUCCACGUCCCAAAUCUUUGCACCACCACCUCUAAAUGGACAUUCAAGUGAACAGGAUUUAUUCACUGUAAGCUACCCAUCAUACCAUGCAGCAGUUCCUGGGUGGCAAGCUGGUCCACCUCAUGGUAUGCACUAUGGCAUGCAACAGCAGUAUAAUAACACCAUGCCUUACCAGAAUGUUCCUCAGCCAGCUAAAUCAAUGAACCCUUUUGACAUUAGCUCUGAGCCGCCACCGCAGACACAAACAGAAACUAUGUUCCCUUCCAUGGGGUCUCUGCAAGGUGCAUUACCUCCUUCAGGCAUGAUGCCUUCUCAAGGAGUACACAAUCACUUCAAUAUACCCUCCCAAGUCUCAAACCAUCCAUCUGCAAUGCUACCAAGGUACAUAUCUCCUCAAAUACCAGCAACCUUGCCACCUAGCAAUAUUGCCAACAUGGGAGCUCCAUAUGACAACACUCAACAAACAUAUCAGAAUUUCGGAAGCUCAUUUUCUGCUGCAGUUCCUUCGAACCCACCUUCUUUCCCUUCAGGAGGAAACCCGUUUGGGUAAGCAAAGAGCGAAUAGCAUUAGCUCGAAAUCCGUUAUGCUUGAAGUUUAAGUUCUAAGGUGUGGUAUAAAGGUAUCAAAAUCGAACUUAAGCAUGGGUUGAAAAAGUGAACGAAGGAAGGAAGGUACGAGUCCAUGAACUUGGAGGGUGUUAGAUGAUAUUUUUUUUUUUCUUAUGAAAGGUUUUUUUUUAAAAAAAUAGGUUUGAUUUAUUAUUAUUAUUCUUUGGUUUUUCUAUAUUUCAUUUCCCAUUUUGAUGUUGUUUUAUUGUAUAACAAACUUGAGGGUGGUUUCCUGGGGAUAAAUCUUGAGGAUCCUUUGUGUUGUAUGUUUUUUGUAAAAGAGUCUUACACAUUUGAUCAUCUAGUCAACUGAAUAUUGGAAGUUUAAGGACUUGAUGGAUGCAUCAUUAUUGGAGUUUAGAAUUUGUUUAACAUUGAAAUUUGGGGAAAUUCACC